This is a messenger RNA of Drosophila navojoa, 1668 nucleotides long. RefSeq names its product Spaetzle domain-containing protein 6 (gene spz6). Lineage: Eukaryota; Metazoa; Arthropoda; Insecta; Diptera; Drosophilidae. The record is from RefSeq and is a predicted model, not a curated record. Gene Ontology annotation, cellular component: extracellular region. Gene Ontology annotation, biological process: central nervous system formation; innate immune response. Gene Ontology annotation, molecular function: growth factor activity; Toll binding.
GGUUCAGUUCAUUUACUGCACUUGCCGCGUCGAGUUCUGUGUAGCGCAAAACGCCAAAGUUGGAAAAGUGAAAAAAUAAGAGGAAGGAAAAUUCUUGUGUGUCUCGUUUUGCUGGGCAACUAAAUAAAAGGCUAUUAAAGUUGGCCAACAUGGAUUAUCGUUUGCUGGUGAAAAUACUCAGCUUUUUGCUGCUCGCUCAGCUGUCGACGGCGCAGUCUGCCCCACAAUCGCAAACAGACUACGGCGAGGAGCCGCCCGAGGGCUAUUAUGCAUUUGUGGAGUCUCCGAAUGCCGUGCCGCCACGAGUGCGUCCACCGCCGUACACGUUCAUCAAUGCGGACUGCAAGGAUGUGGCCUCCGGCAAGAAGUCGGCGGUGUCCGUGCACAACAUCUGCGGCGACUUGAAUAAGGGACAAAUUCCCAAGAAUCCGCUGGGCCAGAAUGUGCUCGGCGAGCCGUAUCCCUUCGAACUGAUACGCAAUCAGACUCUGAAGUUCCUGUCGAAGACGUUGCCCGUGCUUAAGGCGGACGACACGCUGCCCAAGGUGACACAGAUCAUUCGCGACGAGCCGGUGGAUCAGCUGGACAACAACAACAUCGAUAGGCAUUAUGCCACACGCGUCACGCGCAGCUUGCCGGAUGGCGUGGUGCCCAAUGAGUAUAGCUACUUUGAUCCCGCUCUAGAUGAGGAGGAGCAGCAGCAGAAGAAGCUGCACGAGCAGCGACGCGCCGCCGAGGAGCGCAAGCCACGCAAGUUCUGCGAUGGAGGUGGAGUCUUCUGCACGCUUUAUCGCGCCAUUCAGGGCGACACCAGCCCCGCUGUGUCCGCCGCACAGACAGCGGAGCGACGCGAAGAAGUGGGACCCAUACGCUAUGAGGGGCCGCCCACGCCCUGCCCGGCCAAGGUGGAGUACGCCACGCCCGUGUUCGCCAAGAACUAUCAGGGUGCCUGGCGCUAUGUGGUGCAGAUACCCUAUGAGGGCUACUUCACGCAGACUGUGGAGGUGACGCGCUGCAUCCAGGCACGCUGCCACUAUCUGGAUGGCGGCUGUUUGUCCUCGCCACGCUGGGUCAGUCUGCUGGUCGCCGAGAUAUUCUAUCCGAAUGCAGAGGACACGGUGCCAAGCAGCAGUACGACGACACAGGCUCCAUCCGUGCAGGACUUCCAGGCCUAUCAGCAGUAUCUGCAGAAGCGUGCCGGCGUGGCCACCGCCUCCGAUGGCAGCACAGGUGUCCAGGGUGCGGGCGCCCAGAGUGCUCCGGUCGAUGCGCACUGCGAUGGGCACGACGAGCUGGGCUGCUUCCAGGUGCGGCUCUACUACGACUGGUUCUUGAUACCCGGCUCCUGCAAGUGCUGGCGUCCCGACUACUUCGCCAAGUACGUGCGCCGAAAGUCUGUCGCCGAUUUGUAGGAAAGAAUAAUCUAGAAUAAACUAACACACAUUUAGCAUUUAGAGCGUGUGGCAUGAAAUGCUCAUUCUAGCGAUCCGACUAACAUGGACUGCGCAGAGUUUGCAUUUCUUGCAAGCAGAUGAACAUGAACAUAACUAACAUACAUACACAUAGACACACACCCAUGUAUGUGUGUGCGCGUGUGCCUAAGUAAGCAAUUAGCUAUCCUUGACUGAAUACGCAUUGAAUUUCUACUAAUAAAUAUUUCUGCUAUAA